AUGAAUUCCUUCGUGGUGUCGAAAGGAAAACACUUCUUUUUGAGCAAUGUGGUUCACUUUCAAGCAAAACCAAUCAAGGCGUCCUUCUUUAACGUAUCAUUGGGGUUGAAGCUACCUACAUCUUCUAGUUUCAGGACCUCGAGAUAUUUCUCUCAGAAUUCCAGAGCUAAUAGCUGGAGAAGUAUAUUCGAUGGCUCUAGCAGCAGCCGUUAUGCGAGAUUGAACAGGUUUCAGCAAUUUCAAAAUGGCGGAAACAGAAACCAUGGGUUUCCGGGUAGCAAUAAUCUUCGAAAUGUAACUAUUGCAGGCGCUCUUUUUGUUGGUGCAACUUUUAUUGGGACGCCGUUUUUAUUUCAGUACGUUCCACCCUUCACGUACUUCCGAUCUCACCCCACUCACUUGGUAUACGGAUUACUAGGUUUGAACGUAGGCGUUUUUGCCCUGUGGCACGUACCCAGGUGUUGGCGUUUCUUGCAGAGAUAUAUGCUGUUGGAAAAAGAUCAUAUUUACAGUAAGUGGUCACUGGUAGGAAGUGCCUUCUCUCAUCAGGAGGCCUGGCACUUAGGUAUGAAUAUGCUUGCACUGUGGUCAUUUGGUACAAGCUUGGCUACUAUGCUAGGUCCUGCGAACUUCAUGUCUCUUUACUUGAAUAGCGCUGUGCUGGGCUCUUUGCUUUCGUUGUGGUAUCCACAUUUGGCUCGCAUAUCAAUGAUGGCACCUAGUUUGGGUGCCAGUGGAGCGCUUUUUGGUGUUUUCGGGUGUUUCUCAUACUUGAUACCACAUGCAAAAAUUAUGUUAUUUGUAUUCCCCAUCCCGGGGGGUGCUUGGAUCGCAUUUUUGGGAUCGAUGGUGUGGAAUGCUGCAGGAUGCGCUUUGAGAUGGGGAUCUUUUGACUACGCUGCCCAUUUAGGAGGUUCUCUAGCUGGGAUCGUUUAUGCUUACUUGAUAUCGGAGCAGAUCAAAAGACAAAAACAGCGCCAGUUGAGUGGCUUCUCACUUUUUUAA
This is a messenger RNA of Lachancea dasiensis, 1005 nucleotides long. NCBI's taxonomy places the organism in Eukaryota, Fungi, Ascomycota, Saccharomycetes, Saccharomycetales, Saccharomycetaceae. The record is from the annotation of a GenBank genome assembly.